Solanum stenotomum is the source of this 2057-nucleotide messenger RNA. RefSeq names its product CRM-domain containing factor CFM9, mitochondrial. The transcript is spliced from 4 exons. NCBI's taxonomy places the organism in Eukaryota, Viridiplantae, Streptophyta, Magnoliopsida, Solanales, Solanaceae. Gene Ontology annotation, molecular function: RNA binding. Bases 213 to 1925 code for a protein of 570 amino acids. The record is from RefSeq and is a predicted model, not a curated record.
UCUGAAUAUAGCCCAUUUCUUCUGCCUCCCCUGGUUCUCUCUCUCGCCAGCUACCACUAGCCGGUGAACCCCUCUGAACGCCACCACGCCGAACUAAUCCCCGCACUCAGUAUCCCAAAAUCCAAAGAGUCUUUCUUCUCCGGCAAACCUCGAUAAACUCUGAGAAGGCGGAUAUCCAUCACUCAGUGACUGAGUUCUCCAUUGCCGUCGUCAUGUUCGUUUCCAGAUAUACUCAACGGCGCUCUCUCAGAACCCUAACAUCUCUAUUUUCUCAAUGUUCCUUACAGCAUGAGAUUCCGAGGAGAUACGAUUCGGUGAACAUAAUGUCUAGCAGUGGGAAUAUGGUGAGUUCUCCGGUCAAACGCGUAAAAGUUCCUAUUUGCAAUGUUGGAGUGCGGUGGAUGUCAGGGAAAAGCAUGAGGAGCAGAGUGGCAGCUAGAAUGCAAAAUGAGUCCAGCAAAACCCUAAGAGAGAUUCGAAGGUCAAAGAAGUUAAAGUUGAAGCUCAUGACUGAUGAAGAACGAUUAAUUUAUAAUCUCAGAAGAGCAAAGAAAAAAGUGGCCUUGCUACUUCAGAAGUUGAAAAAAUAUGAGCUCCCAGAUUUACCAUCUCCGCGGCAUGAUCCUGAGCUUUUGACUCCUGAGCAACUGCAAGCGUAUAAGAAGAUUGGUUUCAGGAAUAAAAAUUAUGUCCCUGUUGGUGUCCGUGGAGUCUUUGGAGGAGUUGUCCAAAAUAUGCACCUCCACUGGAAGUUUCAUGAGACUGUGCAAGUUUGUUGUGAUAACUUCCCCAAGGAAAAAAUUAAGGAGAUGGCUUCUAUGCUAGCUCGACUAAGUGGUGGAAUAGUGAUUAACAUACAUAAUGUGAAAACGAUUAUUAUGUUUCGUGGCAGAAACUACCGGCAGCCAAAGAAUUUGAUACCUGUCAACACACUUACGAAAAGGAAGGCAUUAUUUAAAGCCCGAUUCGAACAAGCACUAGAUUCACAGAAAUUAAACAUAAAGAAAAUAGAACAAGAGCUCCGGAGGAAGGGAAUAAAUCCUGAUGAUCCAGCUGCCAGAGCCAGCAUCCAGCGAGUAGCAUCCACAUUCUUCAAUGCCAUUGAUAAGAAAGAAGGAAGCCCAUAUGUUUUUCAGGAGGAUUAUGGUACUAAGUUGAGUCACAGCAGUAGUGUAGACGAAAAACAUUCAACAGCUGAAGACAGUGACCAGGAGGAGCUUGACGAUUUCAUUGCUCAGAUAGAAAAGGCAGCAGAUGACGAAUGGGCAGCUGAGGAAGAUGCAGAAAAAGAAGAAUCGGGGAGGAUUAGAUAUUGGAACAAAGAAGAUAUAGGUGGUCGAUUCAGAAGAUUUGGAAGUGAUGAAUCAGAUGAUGAGACAGGAGGAAGGUCAAGUGGCAGGAGUAAGACGUAUGGAAGGAAGAUGGGUGAUGACGAUGAACAAGAUGAUGUAUCUGAAGAUGACAGUGAAUUGGAUGAUGAUGAUGGUCGACGUACCCACACGUACAAUGCUCCUGUCAGGCAUCCAAAGUAUAAAACAGAGAAAUGGCAGAAAGGUAAGGGCAAUAGACCUAUGAAUGAGGGAGGUUCAAGAAGAAAUUUUGAUCCUUAUUUGAAGGAAACGAUGGCUUCAGAUAGGUUAAGUGACCUUGAGGAAGCCAUGUGGGCUUCAGACGAUGAGGGUGGGCAGAACUCAACCCAACCAAGUGAGUAUAGAAGUAGUAGUGAUGAGGGGGAGGGUUAUGAUAAGAUUGCAACAUGGGAAUCAGAUGUAGAGGAUGCACCUGGUUCGAGGGCAUCAAGAGGGGUUGGUAAUAGCUUUAGGACCAGCGGUCAAGGGCAAAUGAAGAAAAAUGAGGAUACCCGCGAGAGCAAGAGAAAGGUGAAAAGCUCAAAAGACAUGGAUGAAACUUGGGACAGCGAUUGACCAGGAUGCCAAGGGAUACAGGCAUUGAGGCUGGUGUUAUUUAUGGUACUUGAUCUAUGCAAACUGAUCAGGAAGAAAAGUAUGGACUAUCAAGUUUAGUGGUUAUGGAAGUUUGUGAUAUGCUUUCUUCAC